Messenger RNA from Lepus europaeus (European hare), 3763 nucleotides. RefSeq names its product C2 calcium dependent domain containing 2 (gene C2CD2). The record is from RefSeq and is a predicted model, not a curated record. Bases 401 to 2515 code for a protein of 704 amino acids. Lineage: Eukaryota; Metazoa; Chordata; Mammalia; Lagomorpha; Leporidae. The transcript is spliced from 14 exons.
GCCCGAGCCUCCUCCGGCCACUGCUGGGCCGCGGGCGGGACGCCCGGGGCGGCGCGCGGAGGAGGAAACGCGUCCCGGCCGCGGCCCCGGGAACUUGCAGACGCCGGAGUCGGGGGCGCCGGCCGUCAGGUCUGCACGCGCGUCCCCGCGAGCCAGGUGUGCGGGGCUGGGGGCGCAAUCCCGGGCGGUGGCCGCCGUGCGCCCGCCGGCGCUUCCUCCCUGCUGCCCUCCCGGCCUCCGGCCUCCGAGUCCUGCGCCGCCGCCGCGCCCCCUCCACGCCCCCGGGAGCGCCGGCGGGCGCCAGCGGAUGUCCUGAGCUCGCCACUCGGCGGGCCGUGCGCCCGGGCUCGGGAGCUGCCCGGGGGAUCGGCGCCCGGCGGGCCGGGGAUGCGCCAUCACCAUGGCCCUGCCGGGCUCGUGGCUCGGUGAGGUCCAGUGGCUGGUGCUGGUGUCGCUUUUCGUUGCGGCCCUGGUCACGGUGGGGCUGUACCUGGCGCAGUGGGCGCUGGCCAGGGCGCGCCCUGCGUCCGCACGGCGGGCGGCGGAACCCGGCGAGGGGCAGCGCCCGCAGCCGGACGCGUUGCUCUCCUGGAUCCUGACGCUGAGCAGCUGCAGACGCCAGUGGCAAGCGGCCUGGGUGACCGCCCUGAACGACGAGGCCCGGAGGGAAGCGGGCCCCUUGCUCCUGUGCUUCGAGCAGGAGCUGCAGGAGCCGCCGCUGCCCCUGGCUCUGGCCGUGCAGGACGUCUCCAGCGAGCUCAGGUCGGCCCAGGAGAAGGUGGUGACCUGUCACGCGGUGGCCGACAGCGUGCAGUUCCUUGUGAGGGCUGGGCCCGCCCCGGCACAGAGCGCAGGAUGCCGGCUCUACGACGUGCGGCUCUCCCCGGCUCAUCUGCAGCUGGAGUUCUACCUGGAAGAAAAGAGAGAGGACAUCCGGGUCACGUGGUCCCUCACCAGCGCGCCCGAGACGUCCGUGGACGUGCAGCCCAGAGCCGUGGGGGAGGACCCGGUGCUCGAGACAAACACGGUCCUGGAGCCGCUCAGGGACAUCUUGAAGCACCUGGUCAGCUCUGCCUCUCCAUCCCUGGCUCUGAGCGCCAAGCCUAUGGACACCAAGGAAGCCCAGACCCUCCAGUGCGCUCCGGCCGCUGCCCAGGACCCCUGCCCCCCCAAGCCGCCGAGGGCGCAUGAGCUGAAGCUGCUGGUGAAGAACGUCCGAGCCUCGCUGCUGAGCGACGCUGGUGCUUCAGGCGCCGCUCAGCCCGUGUGCACCGCGCAGCUGAACGACCCCCUGCAGAGGUUCUCCAGCGGCCUCGCGAGAUGCACCACUGACCUCACGUGGGAAGAAGAGUUCACCUUUGAACUGAACGCCAAGUCCAAGGAGCUGCACCUGCAGAUCUCAGAAGACGGGCGGUCCUCAGGGUUGUUGGCGGUGGCCACGGUCCCUUUAGAUUUGUUUAAGAAGCAGCCUUCCGGACCCCAGAGCUUCGCGCUGGCCAGCGGAUCCUCCCCCCGCGGCUCCGUGUUGGGCUCCAUCACCGCCGAGUUUUUUUACGUAGAACCUGGGGACCCGAAGGCGUGGCAAGCCCCUCCCCCGGCGCCGGCUGCUAAGAUAGAGAAGGACCGCACGGUGAUGCCGUGUGGCACUGUGGUCACCACCGUCACUGCCGUGAAGACCAAGCCUCGGUUCGACGCUGGGAGGGCAUCCCCGCUGAGCCCUGAGUCCCCUGUGAAGACGCCCGUCAGGGUGAAGGUCAUCGAGAAGGACAUCUCUAUCCAAGCUGUGCCCUGCCACGGCGCGCCCGUCAGCAAAGCCUUCUCCUCCUCAGACACAGAGCUGCUGGUGCUGAACGGCCUGGACCCCGUGGCGGAAGUGGCCAUCCGGCAGCUCAGCGAGGCCUCCAAGCUCAAGCUCAAGUCGCCCCGCAAGAAAAGUACCAUCAUCAUAUCCGGGAUCUCCAAGACCUCACUGUCUCAGGACCAUGGUGCUGCCCUGAUGCUGGAUGACGGUGCCCACCGGGAGGACGCGCCGGCUGCCCCAUCCGCCCCGCCUGCCCCAUCCGCCCCGCCUGCCUCGGAGGCGGCCACAGCCUCUGCCGCACCGGCCCCCCCGGCGCCCACUGCCGCGGAGCCACAGGAGAGUGAACUGGGGUCCUGGGACUUGGAGAAGGAGUGCCCGCAGGGGGCAGCGUGGAGCAGCCCCGGCCUGCGCGAGCCCGACGCCGACGAGCUGUCCGAGAGCUCCCUGAGUGUCUCCGAGCCCAUCGUGGCCAAGAAGCAUAAAGGGGGAGCUUUAAGGAAAGGCGCAAAGCUGUUCUUCCGCCGGCGGCACCCGCAGAAGGACCCGGGCAUGAGCCAGUCGCACAACGACCUCGUGUUCCUGCCGCAGCCCGAGGGCCCCCGGAGCAAAGGGGCCACCCUCGCCUGGAUCAACAGGAAGCUCCUCGCCGGGCACAGACACAAGCCGGCCCUGAACGGCCAGCCCGCCGGGCUGCAAGCGGACGAGCCGCGUUAGGCGGCCGCACCCUCCGGACGGCCGCAGGACGGGCUCCCGCUCGGGUUUCCCCACCACCUCGUCUUUGAAAGGGAAGGGACAGUCUGUGUCUCCAGCCAGGACGACCGACCAGGCUGGCAGAUGCCAAGUGACAGCUCACACUGGGCUCGAGUCUAAGCUUCAGAGAACAGACCCAGGGCAGGUCUGGGGGGAGCCAGCAGGUGCUCUGGGGCCCCGGGGAGGAGCCCCCCUGUGCCGUCACCGUGAUGGGAUGGGCGGGUCACCUCUCUUUGAUUUGCUGCUGGCCCAGAGCGCAGGGAGGCGGGCCAGGCAGGGUCUUUGCUCAAUGGAGAAGUGAAGGGGAGGAAUGGAAAUGCGUUGACAAUGUAGGAAGACGUUGCCUUUGGUAUUAGCCAUAGACGUGGAACAUGUAUGCAAACACUAAGUAGAUCCUAUGCAUAUCACACUGAACACUUUUCUAAGUUGUCCUGGACCUGCUUGCAAGUGGGACACGUGUCCGUCCUCGCGUGGUUUUAUGUUCUUCCGUGUCGCGUCCAGAGCCGUAGCGGUCGCCGUGGACCAGUGCCACAAAAGUGUGUCGGUUAAGCGAGGAGCAGUGAGUGACGGCGGGUAGAGCACGUCGCCACACACACGCACGCACACGCGCAGGCACGAGGCGUUUGCCAAAUGUCACCCAUAGCCCGAGAACCAAAACAAGCGCGCUGGAGAGAAUCCAGGACACUGCCCUGUGUCUGAGGUGCCAGCGUCAGGAACGGAAUUUAACAGCGCGGUGGGCCGGCCGGGCGGAAGUGCUCCAUGCGGGCUCCCCGAAAGUGUGCUCCCGUGAUCCUGGCCACAGCCGGGGGUCCUUGUGUUUCGGGUUCCGAAGGAGCCAUUGCAGAUCGGGCGCCCACUUCCCUCUGCCGGCGGAGCUGCGCCUUUCCUCGGAUGCCCUCAGCCGGCCGUGCCUCCCCGUGUUCCCCGAGUGCACCCCGCCAGCCGCAGGCGUGUGAGAGGGGAGCAACUGCCAGUGGCUCAGAUGCGUGCACACGUUAAUGGGGGUCUCUGCCCACCCCGAAAGGCCCCUCUGGGAACCUGACCUCUGCCCCGGAUGCGACAGCGGCCUCGUUUGUUAAUCCUGAAACGCAUUUGAGGGGUAUGAGAGCCUGGAGGGCAGAAAGCCUCUGUGAAAACCAAAAUGCUGGGGGUCUCUCUUCCUUUUGGAAUUUGGCUGUGAAGUGCUCAUUAAAAUGUUCCGGGAGUGAGCUA